This is a messenger RNA of Cladocopium goreaui, 876 nucleotides long. The record is from the annotation of a GenBank genome assembly. Lineage: Eukaryota; Dinophyceae; Suessiales; Symbiodiniaceae.
AUGUUGGGGCAUGUUUGCCAACUCCACUAUCACGGGGGCGGCACAGUGGCAUAUCAUGAAGAUGGGAAGUUGGCCAACAUCCCCUUCAGCGCGGGGCCAUUGCUGAAAGUUGGCCAAGCAGUGAGCUUUUCAAUCGUUGACAAAGCUGCAGUGAACGUUGACACAGCCAGCGGCACACUCGCGGAACUUACCAGCUGUACCAUGUCAGAUGACAUGCUGGUGGAACGUGCGAACUCUGCGAUGCUGUCAACUUCCUCAAGACGUGGCUCAGGACAAUCGAAAAGGCUGCAACGAGAGAUUGGAAGGUUCCGCAAUGCCACCAUGGAGGAGCAACUUGACUGGGUAUGCCAAGCUGAAGCAGAGCUGGAACAAUUGUUGGAGGACGAUGCCCUUGACGGUGAUGCUCUGUGCCACUUGGUUCGUCGCGUCGCAGCUUGGCUGCAUCAUCCAGUGGCGCAUGGGGCUGUGCAAGACCCAGCACCUUCGGGACGGAAGGAUGCCACCGGAUGCCAGUUGCAGAGCCGAAUCCGCCGUGUGCUGAUUGUGGCUUUGCAGAACCUUGAUCUCCAAGACAAGAACACCUUGAAGUGUUUGGAAAGCAGCUUGAUCUUUAUCCAGGGAUUGCUGGAUCAAGUUGAUCUUGAUGCAUUUCCAUCGACUUCGUCUGCUCGGCAUUGGCGUCAGCUUCGCUGGCUGAUCAGCGGGGCGGAUGACGUGAAGGUCGAGCAAAGUGAAGAGACAUCUGGUUCCCGCCAAAAGCGUCUACGGCUAUCUCAUGCCGAUAGCAGCGGUGUUUCGAACGGCGCAUAUCAUCCAAACAAGAAGGUCAAAGGCAAGGUCAUUGGCCAAACACUAAUCAGAUCCACCCUUCCAUAG